Messenger RNA from Lolium perenne, 420 nucleotides. RefSeq lists its product as uncharacterized. The record is from RefSeq and is a predicted model, not a curated record. Lineage: Eukaryota; Viridiplantae; Streptophyta; Magnoliopsida; Poales; Poaceae.
AUGCUUAACUGCAACCCUGCGCCUACUCCUGUCGACACGAAGGCCAAGCUCUCCGCCAGUGAUGGGUCGCUGGCGUCCGACGCGCCGUUCUACCGCUCCAUCGUUGGUGCUCUUCAGUACUUGACGCUGACGCGACCGGAGCUCCAGUACGCCGUGCAGCAGGUGUGCUUGCACAUGCAUGCUCCUCGGGAUGCUCAUUGGGUCACGGUGAAGCAGAUUCUCCGCUACAUAUGUGGUACCAUGGGCUACGGCUUGUCGUUGCAUGCUUCGCCCUCGACGUCGACUGACCUUGUCGCCUACUCGGACGCAGACUGGGCGGGUUGCCUGGAUACGCGCCGCUCCACCAGCGGCUACUGCGUCUACCUCGGCUCGUCGCUCGUCUCUUGGUCCUCCAAGAGGCAGCCCACCGUGUCUCGCUGA